UUCAUAGAUUAUUUAUUCACUAAUAAAGGGAUUAAGAAAAAUCCAAACUCAUUAAACUCUCACCUUGAAAUCUAGUCAAAACCCAAUUUAAAUCUUUCCCUUAAAUCGCACAAUUACAGACUCUGGAGGUGGAAACGUGGAGCCUGUCUUAUUCGAGCUGUAGACGCUCCGAGCUCUUAUUCAUCAAUUUCCCACCAAACUUCCUGCAACGCUACGUUUUUCUUUAUGACGUUGGGUAGUCAAGCCUUCCCACAAGAAAUUCAUUACUCUUCUUCCAUCACUCUUCUCCGUCUCUGUUUAAUUCUGCACCACUCUCUCUCUCUCUCUCAUGUCUACCAGAAUGCAUUCCUAUCCAAGCCCUGCGUCAUCGGAGAAAGAGAAACACCUCAAAAAGAAAGAAACUCAGCAGCAAUAUCUCAAGCUCAUCAACCCCAAACAUUUCAAAUACCCUCUCUUCCUCUUCGCCUUUCUCUGCAUAUGGCUUCUUCUCCUCUUCUUCUGCUUCCCCCAACCCUCCAAAACCCUCUCUCCUCCCAAAACCUACAACCACACCAAAUGGACGCCCCAGUCAUCGCCCCUUCCCACGUGCGACGGAGGCGCGUCGGUCUACGUCUACGAAUUGCCGCCCAAGUUCAAUCGCGGUCUCCUCCGCCACUGCCGCCACUUAAACGUCUACACCGACAUGUGCCCCCACGUGACAAAUGCCGGCCUCGGCCAACCCCUUUCAACCUCCGCUUGGUUCGCCACCCACCAGUUCAUCGCCGAGAUGAUCUUCCACGCUCGCCUGGAGAACCACCCCUGUCGCACCCGCGAUCCCCGCCGAGCCUCUCUCUUCUACGUUCCCUUUUAUGGCGGCCUUCACGCGUCCAGCAAGUUCCGUGAAAGCGACCUCGCCGCCCGCGACGCGCUCGCCGUCGAGCUGGCGGAGUAUCUCCGCCGUCAGGACUGGUGGCGGAGGCGCCACGGAAAGGAUCACUUCCUUGUGCUGGGAAGGACGGCGUGGGAUUUCAUGCGGUCCCCUGGUGGGCCCGACUUCGGCGCCAACAAUCUCCUGAUGCUGCCACCUGUCCGGAACAUCUCGGUGCUGACCGUGGAGAGGCACCCCUGGCGGGGGUCGAACCAACACGGGAUUCCCUACCCCUCCUAUUUCCAUCCGUCCACGUGGGAGGAGAUGUCCACUUGGCAGGAUCGAGUGCGACGGGCGGACCGGAUCCACUUGUUCUCCUUCGUCGGAGCCCCGAGGGUGGGCGUGGAGAAAGCGGCGAUCAGGGACGAGAUCAUGAGGCAGUGCGCCGAGUCGAUUCGGUGCGAGUUGGUGAAAUGCGGUAAGGGAGCGAGUAAGUGCUACGAGCCGGAGGAGGUGGUGAAGGUGAUGAUGAGGUCGGAGUUUUGCCUGCAGGCGCCGGGCGACUCGUUCACUAGGCGGUCCACGUUCGACUCGGUGCUGGCGGGUUGUAUUCCGGUGUUCUUCUCGCCGCACACGGCGUACUCGCAGUACGCGUGGUUCCUUCCGAGUGAUGGGAGUGAAUAUUCGGUUUACAUAGACGGGACGGGAAACGGUAGGAGAAUAGAGGAAGAGCUACGACUGAUUCCGGCUGAAAGGGUAGAGAGGAUGCGGAGGAGGGUGGUGGAUCUGAUACCGCGAGUCACCUACGCCCACCCAAACGCGACGCGGUCGGGGUUUCUGGACGCCGUCGACGUCGGGCUCGCCGCGUUGUCCAACCACGUCCAGUUCAGUUGAAUUAAUUUGUUAAUUCUGUCAAGAAAGUGUUGCCAAUGCCAGCUGUGAGCCGCCGCAUGGAUUGGUUGCUUAAUUGGUAGCAGUUGUUGGUUGGGACGUGCUAUUCUUUUUCUCUCAAUCUUUUAAUAACGGUUGCUAGUGGGGUUCUGAAUCCAUGGAUUUAUCUUUGUAUUUUUAUUUAUUUAUUUGUAGUGAUGCAUAUAUUAAUUAAUAUAAUAUGCAGGACGGUGAUGCAGGGAAGGGUUGAAACUUGAAGGCCGUCGCCGGCCGCAAGUGCUGCUGCCGUUUGGGACGUGUGUUUUUUUUUUUUUAUUAGUGUUUUCUGCUGUACAGAAACAGAAUAGGUUCAUUCAUACAUAAUUUAAAUUUUUUCGUAGCAUAUGUAUAUACACUUAGGGCAGUGGCUGACAUGUGCCCCGAGCAAUUUAGAUUAUAUGUGUAACGUGUGCGCGCU
Malania oleifera is the source of this 2195-nucleotide messenger RNA. RefSeq names its product probable xyloglucan galactosyltransferase GT17. Gene Ontology annotation, molecular function: glycosyltransferase activity. The record is from RefSeq and is a predicted model, not a curated record. The coding region runs from base 329 to 1741 and encodes 470 amino acids. The transcript has a single exon. Lineage: Eukaryota; Viridiplantae; Streptophyta; Magnoliopsida; Santalales; Ximeniaceae.